Messenger RNA from Paramecium sonneborni, 346 nucleotides. The record is from the annotation of a GenBank genome assembly. Lineage: Eukaryota; Ciliophora; Oligohymenophorea; Peniculida; Parameciidae.
AUGCUGUAAUUUAAUUAAAAUCAUCUUAUUGGACCCAGACCUAUUUUCAUGCAGCCUUUGGAAUCUUAUAGGAAUCUGGAUGUUGAUAAUACCCAAUGUACAGAUGACUUUUCCAAUAAAAUUUAAUCUCAAACAAAUUCUUUCAUAGAAACUCCCUAAAUACAAACUGAAGGCCUUGCCAAAUAAAAAAAUAGCAAGAAAAAAGUUAAAUUUAACCUAAACAUUGUUCAUUGUUAAUUUAAUUAGAAGGAACCUGCUUAGGCUAUAGGAAGGCUAGUUUAAAAAUUAAUAAAUUAGAAACCUCAUCUUUAUUGGGUAAAUCCAUAGAUCUUAAAAAACUAAUGAC